CACGCCGCGAUGCAGCACUACGGGGUGAACAGCUACUCGCUGCACGCUGUCAACUCGCUCAGCGCCAUGUACAACCUGCACCAGCAGGCGGCGCAGCAGGCCCAGCACGCCCCCGACUACCGGCCGUCGGUGCACGCGCUUACGCUGGCUGAGCGCCUGGCUGACAUCAUCUUGGAGGCCCGCUAUGGCUCCCAGCAUCGCAAACAGCGUCGCAGCCGUACCGCAUUCACUGCUCAGCAGCUCGAGGCCCUGGAAAAGACCUUCCAGAAGACUCACUACCCAGAUGUGGUGAUGCGUGAGAGGCUGGCCAUGUGCACCAACCUGCCUGAGGCCCGGGUGCAGGUGUGGUUCAAGAACCGCAGGGCCAAGUUCCGGAAGAAGCAGCGCAGCCUGCAGAAAGAGCAGCUCCAGAAGCAGAAGGAGGCUGAGAGCUCCCACGGGGAAGGCAAGACCGAGGCCUCAACCCCAGACACCCAGCUGGAGACUGACCAGCCCCCCAGCCUGCCCAGUGGCGACCCCCCUGCUGAGCUUCACCUGAGCUUGUCUGAGCAGUCAGCCAGUGAGUCAGCCCCCGAGGACCAGCCAGACCGGGAGGAGGACCCCCGGGCAGGGGCUGAGGAUUCCAAAACUGAGAAGAGCCCUGGGGCUGAGAGCAAGGGGCUGGGCUGCAAGAGGGGCAGCCCCAAGGCAGAUUCCCCGGGCAGCCUGGCCCUGGCUCCUGCAGCCCCUGGGGGAGGCCUCCUGGGCCCCUCCCACUCCUACUCCUCAUCCCCGCUGAGCCUCUUCCGUCUGCAGGAGCAGUUCCGCCAGCACAUGGCAGCCACCAACAACCUGGUGCACUACUCAUCCUUUGAAGUGGGGGGCCCGGCCCCCGCUGCUGCUGCUGCUGCCGCCGCGGUGCCCUACCUGGGCGUCAACAUGGCCCCGCUGGGCUCACUGCACUGCCAGUCCUAUUACCAAUCCCUGUCAGCAGCGGCCGCUGCUCACCACGGUGUGUGGGGGGCCCCACUGCUGCCCGCGCCCCCCGCAGGCCUGGCACCUGCCUCAGCUGCCCUGAACAGUAAAACUACGAGCAUCGAGAACCUGCGGCUUCGGGCCAAGCAACACGCAGCCUCCUUGGGACUCGAUACACUGCCCAACUGACUGCUGGCCUCCAACCCAGCCAGGGGUCUUGAGUGCCCCCCUCCCAGCCCAUGGUUAUCCCCAGACGGCUCUCAAGGAGUUAACUCUAUGAGCCCAGGGAUCCUGGGCCUGGAGUCCUGCCCCCUGUGCCCUCCCUGAGAGCCCCAGCCCUAGAUGAGGCCCACCCCUGCACACCCUCUGCAUGGCCCUGCUUGGAUCCGUGGAGGCCAAAUGGGGAGGAGGGGAGAGGCUGGGUGGCCCCUCAGCUUUCCACUGGGGAGUGAGAGGCUCUCACUGGCUAGAUCCCCACCUCAGUGUCGCCUCCUCCCCUCCCUUUCUUCCGUCCCCUUCUGCCCCCUAGUAUGUUUCUGUGUGGAAUGUGAGGUAUAACUAUCCAUAUAUAAAGCUAUAUUUUCAGGCCCCCGCCUGCCCCAGGCCCCUGCCCUGCUGCUACUCCACUGCCGCCCUGGCCUCCACCUGCAGCUUCUGCAUCUCACUCUGGCUUUCCCUUCUCUCUGCCUCUCUCUCCCCUUCCCUUCUUCCCUCACCUCCCUCUCCCUGCCUCUGUCCUGUUCCCUACCCCUCUCUCCCCACCUCUGUCUUCCCCACUCUGGAUCUUUCCCCCAUGUCUCUUCUCCCUGCUCCUGCUUUCUUUCUUUGGUGCUGGUUGUGUUAGUGUCGUCAGUUCCCAAGCUAUGUUUUGUUUGGGGUUGUGGCUUUUUAGUUUUAGUAAUUUUGCUUCUUCCUCUUCCUCUCCUGCUUCUUCCCUGCCUGCCUGUCUCCUCCCCACACUGGCACUCUCUCUUGGCCGCUGUUCCUUUCCAUCCCCAAUAGAGGUGAGAAGGCCCUAGCUGGAGACCCUGGAGCCACUGGAGCUGCAGGCAGGAGGUGGCAUUGGCACUGGCCCCCACACCCACCUUCCCCCAGGCCUGGCGUCUAGAAGGUGUUGUGAGCACGUUCUCUUCUCUCUCUCUUCUCAGCGGUGAGGCCCCAUUCCCAAAAUUGAGGAGGAGGGGAGUGGAGGCAGGAGUUAGAUGGGGCAGGCGGUAGACGGCAGCACCGUGCCUGUAAGACCUCGUGCUGCCAGCGUGUGUUCAGGACUGACCACAGGGCUCUAGACCCCUCUCUGGUGAGGGAGGCAGCAGGGGAAGGGAGCUCUCAGAGAGAGGUGUCUUCAGAGGAAUGCGGCGGGUGCUGCUCUCCCGCAGCCCAGCCCCCACCCCCCCCACCCUGGUGCAGGAGGUAGUGUCCAUGGCGGGGGCGCCUCGAGCCAAGAAGGAAGGUUGAACUCCAGCUCCUGAUGCCAGUGAGGGCAAACCACGCAGCACUGUGCAGUCUCGGGCUUCUGUUGGCGUCCUGUCCUAGGGCCAAGUGCUGAAGGAAGGGCUUCUGUCCGGCUAGUCACUGGCAUGGCGAGAUAUGUUCCUGUUUGUGGCCGGGAAUCCAGCUCCCUUUCAAAGCCGUGUGACCUUGAAUCAGCCCAUAGCCCCUCUGGGCCUGUUUCCCCUAGCCCAGGUCUGGAUUAGAUGGCCUUUGGUGUCCUGUCCAGCUCUAAUCUUCUGCAUGUCUGUGCUCACAACCUUGCAGCGCAGAAGUUGUUAGUUAACUAACAACAACCACAAAAAGGCUCUCAAAAGUACAAUGUAUGAAUUAGAAAAUUACCCUUGCCUUGCUGUGGAGCAAUGGGUGUUGCUCGCACAAGCCUCUCUGUGGGCAUAGCCACAGUCUCUGGGCCUCAGUUUCCCAAUAAAUAUAAUGGGUCCCUUCUAGUUGAGACAAUCUGGAUUUGAUCCUGCUUUUCUUGAGUUCCAGUGCCAGCCUUUGUGGUCAUCCCAUCUCCAUGUCUUCACAUGGCCUCAGGAGCUCAGGGCAGGGGGAGGGGGAUGGCCUGCACAAAUUCUGGGUCAUGAUCCCCAACCCUCUGUGGCUCACCACUGAACCCUCCAGCCCCUGCUUGGAGAAUUUGCAUCUGAAAACUGAGGUAAAGAUUCCUAAGGCUUGUCUCCUCUCCCAGUGGAAAGAGAGGGGGGUCUAUUGGUGCCUUGGUAGGAUUGGUUUGCAGAGCAGUCAGUGCCCAUCAUCUUUGGGGGGAUCCAUUUGGGCUGGGGCAGAUGGAGAAGGUUUUGGAUGGGAAAAAAGUGAGGGGAAUGGUAACCUGGACCAAGAAAGCUGUUUGAACAAAGCAGUGGACUGAGAUUAAGUGGACGAUGGGGAAGGGGUGGCUGGCUUCAUGAGAGGGAGGCUGAGGACCUCGCGUUCAGGCUAAAGACCUCACCUCUAUGUGGCGCCAAGAUAGGCAGGUGAGGGUUUCUGAACAGGCGGAUCAGGUGAACCAGGAUCUGGGAUCUGGGAUUUGGAAGGUGAGUCCAACAGCCAUAGGAGCCUCAGAGGAGGAGAGACUUAGGCAGGGGGAUGGGAGGGUGGCAGAGACUGUAGGAAACAGAAGGGAUUUUUGGUUUGUCCUCUGGGAUCAGCUCGAGAAAGGUCUGUCUCUGAAACAAAAACAAUCUCAUCUAGACCAGGCCUGGGGACUGAAGCUUUCUGCCUGUCCCGGGAUGCAAAUGACUGUCACUGGGCCUUGGAAUCCAACAGCUCCAGACAUCACCACCUCCUCCAGGAAGCCUCCCUUGUCCUCCUAAAGGGCAAGUCCACCCCAAAGUCAUAUUCUGUCAUGGCUGGAGCCAGGCCCACCUCAGGCUCAGCCCAGCUUCCCUCAGCUCUGUCAACACUUCCUCAUUCAAUUGACCUAAUUCCCCCAGCCCAGGGAAGGCAGGGAAAGUGUAUGGGGUCCCCGCCCCCGGGCAGCUCUCAACCUCCUUUAGGGCACCAGCCUCAGUUCCUGAGAGCACCUGGAGAGCAAGAAGAGGGUGUGCCAGGCGUCUCCAGCGGGAGCAGAUGGCCUGGGCAGGCCCACCGCACCUGAGACUGAAGCUGCAGCCGUCCAGGCCUGCUGCUCACCCUGAGGCCCGAGCUCUGACUGUCCCUUCCAGGAAAGCCUUGUACCCCCGUCCCCCUCCUGUCUGAGGCCUCCAUUUCCCUGCUUCCUCAUUUCCCAGUGCAUGUCCAGGGGUCUGGACUCCACGGCCGCGGGCCAUACAGACUGCUUUCCAAACCAGCUGUUUUGUGACCAUUUGUGCUUAGAAAUCGUGCCAGCCGUGGCAAAAACACUGUGUACUGUAUUUAUUUAUUCUGUUAGUUGAAAAAACAAGACUCAAACCUCCCCCUCCCCUGCCCCACCUCCUGUGUAGUGCAGCAUGACACCCUGUCCUGUGUAUCCGUCCGUCUGUCUGACUUCCUGUGACGUUGUGACCUGUUCUCUGUCCUACUUGGCUAAUAAAAGAGAAUCCG
Molecule: messenger RNA, 4470 nt
Organism: Diceros bicornis minor
Lineage: Eukaryota; Metazoa; Chordata; Mammalia; Perissodactyla; Rhinocerotidae
Gene: DMBX1
Product: diencephalon/mesencephalon homeobox 1
Exons: 4
Coding region: 10-1143 (377 amino acids)
Biological process (GO): regulation of transcription by RNA polymerase II
Molecular function (GO): DNA-binding transcription factor activity, RNA polymerase II-specific; RNA polymerase II transcription regulatory region sequence-specific DNA binding
Source: RefSeq, a predicted model, not a curated record